AUGGCGUCGUUUCUGGAAAAUGCGUACAGUUUGGUCCAUCAGGACAACACUGCGGAUCAGCCUUCCUUGCAGGAGUUGAAAUUGCAGCUGGAGAAGGGCACCGAUGAGACCAAGAUGGAGACCAUGAGGACCAUCAUCACGAUCAUGCUGAACGGAGACCCCAUGUCCCAACUAUUAAUGCACAUUAUUCGCUUUGUUAUGCCGUCUAGGAGCAAACCAUUGAAAAAGCUGCUAUACUUCUACUAUGAAAUCUGCCCGAAACUGGACUCGAAUGGCAAGCUUAAGCAGGAGAUGAUCUUGGUCUGCAACGGAAUCCGUAACGACUUGCAACACCCCAACGAAUACGUCCGAGGCAAUACCCUGCGAUUCCUGUGCAAGCUCCGAGAACCGGAACUCAUCGAACCGCUCCUCUCCUCCGCACGGUCGUGUUUGGAACACCGUCACGCAUACGUCCGGAAGAACGCCGUCUGGGCCGUUGCAUCAAUCUUCCAACACUCGGAACCUCUCAUCCCGGAUGCACCAGAACUUAUCCAGACCUUCCUCGACGGUGAAACCGACAGCACCUGCAAGCGCAAUGCGUUUGCCGCUCUCAUGUCCAUUAGCCACACCAAGGCCCUGGAAUACCUGGCGACUACCUUCGAUAGCAUCCCGAACACUGAUGAGCUGUUGCAACUUGUCGAGCUGGAGUUUAUCAGGAAGGAUGCGGUGCAGAACUCGCAGAACAAGGCUAAAUAUCUGCGUUUGAUCUUCGAUCUCCUUGACGCAUCUACGAGUACUGUGAUAUACGAAGCCGCCACUUCUCUUACUGCGCUCACCAGCAACCCCGUGGCUGUCAAGGCCGCUGCCGGCAAACUCAUCGAGCUCGCUAUCCGGGAGGCGGACAACAACGUCAAGCUCAUCGUGUUGGACCGUGUCGACCAAUUGCGCAUCCGCAACGAGGGCGUUUUGGAUGAUCUCACCAUGGAAAUCCUGCGCGUGCUCUCUAGUCCCGACAUUGACGUUCGUCGCAAGGCUCUUGGCAUCGCUUUGGAGAUGGUUUCCAGCAAGAAUGUGGAAGAGAUUGUCAUGUUGCUGAAGAAGGAGCUGGCCAAGACGGUCGAUGAGACAUAUGAGCAGAACAUUGAAUACCGUCAACUCCUUAUCCAGUCGAUACACAACUGCGCCAUCAAGUUCUCGGAAAUCGCCGCCAGUGUUGUGGACCUCCUGAUGGACUUUAUCGCCGACUUCAACAACAACUCUGCUGUGGAUGUUAUCUCGUUCGUCAAGGAGGUUGUGGAGAAAUUUCCCAAGCUACGGGCCUCUAUUGUGAAUCGUUUGGUUUCGACAUUGAGUGAGGUUCGCGCCGGAAAGGUCUACCGCGGUGUCCUGUGGGUUGUCGGAGAGUACUCGUUGGAGGAGAAGGAUAUUCGUGAGGCCUGGAAACGUAUUCGCGCAAGUCUUGGAGAAAUUCCGAUCUUGGCCUCUGAGCAACGACUGCUUGAUGAAGUUCCGGAUGAGUCUGCGGCCGUGAAGGAGCAACUCAAUGGUGCCAAGCCUUCCGCUCCGACGGGUUCAAGAAAGGUUCUCGCUGAUGGCACGUACGCUACUGAAAGCGCUCUUACGAGCCAAUCGGCAGCGGCUGCCAGACUCGAGGCUGUCAAGGCUGCCCAGAAGCCCCCUCUUCGUCAGCUCAUUUUGGACGGUGACUACUACCUUGCAACAGUGCUGUCGUCUACAUUGACGAAGUUGGUGAUGCGUCACUCUGAGGUCUCUGAAGAGGCGGCUCGUACCAACGCUCUCCGCGCCGAGGCCAUGUUGAUUAUGAUUUCGAUUAUGCGUGUUGGUCAGUCCCACUUCGUCAAGGCUCCCAUCGACGAAGACUCUGUCGACCGUAUCAUGACCUGUGUGCGCUCGCUGGCUGAGUUUUCCGAGAAGAAGGAGUUGGAGACCACCUUCCUCGAGGAUACCCGGAAGGCUUUCCGUGCGAUGGUUCAGGUCGAGGACAAGAAGCGGGCUGCCAAGGAAGCUGUUGAGAAGGCAAAGACCGCCGUGCAGAUUGACGACGCGAUCCCGAUCCGGCAAUUCACCAAGAAGACUGACGUUGAAGGUGCUGAAGAAAUCGAGCUCGACUUGGCCAAGGCCACUGGCGGCGACUCUACUGUGGAGACUGUGUCCUCGAAACUCAGCCGGGUGGUGCAAUUGACCGGUUUCUCCGACCCUGUUUAUGCGGAAGCUUACGUUACCGUCCACCAGUUUGACAUUGUUCUCGACGUCCUUCUGGUCAACCAAACACUGGAGACCUUGCAGAACCUGUCUGUGGAGUUUGCAACACUCGGAGACCUUAAGGUUGUUGAGCGGCCCGCGACCCACAACCUCGGACCGCGCGACUUCUUGAACGUUCAGGCUACCGUCAAGGUUUCGUCGACGGAUACCGGUGUCAUUUUCGGUAACAUUGUAUACGACGGGCCUAGUUCGACGGAAACCCACGUGGUUAUUCUCAACGAUAUCCACGCGGACAUUAUGGACUACAUCCAGCCCGCGCAUUGCACGGAGACGCAGUUCCGGACCAUGUGGACCGAAUUCGAAUGGGAGAACAAGGUCAAUAUCAACUCGAAGGCGAAGACUCUUCGCGAGUUCCUCAAGCAGCUGAUGGAGAGCACCAACAUGGCCUGCUUGACACCGGACGCAUCUCUCAAGGGUGAUUGCCGGUUCUUGAGCGCCAACCUGUAUGCCCGGAGUGUAUUCGGCGAGGAUGCACUGGCAAAUCUGAGCAUCGAAAAAGAAGGAGACGACGGACCGAUCACAGGAUUUGUACGGAUAAGAAGUCGGUCGCAGGGACUGGCGUUGAGUUUGGGGUCACUCAAGGGACUCAAGGCGUCCGCGGCAUAA
Messenger RNA from Aspergillus chevalieri, 2868 nucleotides. RefSeq names its product coatomer subunit beta (gene SEC26). Bases 1 to 2868 code for a protein of 955 amino acids. Gene Ontology annotation, biological process: intracellular protein transport; endoplasmic reticulum to Golgi vesicle-mediated transport; intra-Golgi vesicle-mediated transport. The transcript has 4 exons. The record is from RefSeq and is a predicted model, not a curated record. NCBI's taxonomy places the organism in Eukaryota, Fungi, Ascomycota, Eurotiomycetes, Eurotiales, Aspergillaceae. Gene Ontology annotation, cellular component: cytoplasm; COPI vesicle coat. Gene Ontology annotation, molecular function: structural molecule activity.